CACUCCACUGGAUUAUUUCCACCUUUCCAUCUUCUUUUCCUUUUCGUUCUCUUUUCCUUCCCCAUUAUACUCCGUACGAUUUGAUUCGAUGGAUGUUCCCUCCUUACCGUAUUGUCCCAUACCAUACCAACCUUCCAACUACACUUGACGAUAGAAGCACCGCCUCAAGUGGCUCCAACUCCUGCUCUCCCAACCUUCUCUCUCUCUCUCUCUCUCUCUCUUCCUCUCUUCUUCUCUUCUUCUCUUUCGUGUCUCUUCUCUCUCUCUCUCUCAUCUCAAGGUUCUCUCCACUUCCUUCCAUCCUUGAAGACAAGGACAAACAUUCACGCCUGGUUUGAUUGGUGUGAUUGAGUUCUGACCGUCAUCUCUCCCCCCACCCACACCACCACCACCAACCACCACCGCCAUCAGACCUCUCUCCUU
This is a messenger RNA of Aspergillus campestris IBT 28561, 423 nucleotides long. RefSeq lists its product as uncharacterized. Bases 93 to 338 code for a protein of 81 amino acids. The record is from RefSeq and is a predicted model, not a curated record. The transcript is spliced from 3 exons. Lineage: Eukaryota; Fungi; Ascomycota; Eurotiomycetes; Eurotiales; Aspergillaceae.